This is a messenger RNA of Striga hermonthica, 909 nucleotides long. Lineage: Eukaryota; Viridiplantae; Streptophyta; Magnoliopsida; Lamiales; Orobanchaceae. The record is from the annotation of a GenBank genome assembly.
AUGCGCGAGGCACCAAUUGCCUUGAAUGGAUCAGUAUCAGGUGGGGGACUGCCUGAGAAGCUCCAUCAAAGACCAUUUGUCUGCUCGGUGGACGACUGUAACUCCAGCUACAGAAGGAAGGACCACCUUGCUAGACAUAUGCUUCAACAUGAGGGAAAACUUUUCGAAUGUCCUAUUGAAGACUGCAACCACCGAUUUGCAUAUCAGGGUAAUAUGAAACGGCAUGUUAAAGAGUUCCAUGUGAAACCUGUUUCUGUUGAUGUUGAUACUCCAAAGGAAUAUGUCUGUGGAGAGCGUGGGUGUGGAAAGGCCUUCAAGUAUCCAUCGAGAUUGCGUAAGCACGAGAGUUCUCAUGUUAAGUUGGACUCAGUCGAAGCACUAUGUGGAGAGCCCGGCUGUAUGAAAUAUUUCAGUAAUGUGCAGUGCCUUAAAGAGCAUAUUAGGUCAUGUCAUCAGUACAUCAAAUGCGAUAAAUGUGGCCAAAAGCAGCUGAAAAAGAACAUUAAACGUCACAUGCGCUUCCAUGAGUCAGAUAUUUCCUCUGAGAGAAUCAAAUGCUGGGUCGAGGGAUGUUCACUUAUGUUUUCUAAUACCUCAAAUCUCAAGAAGCACGUCAAAGCUGUUCACUUAGAACUAAAACCAUUUGCCUGCGGCAUGCCUGGUUGUGGAAUGAAAUUUGCAUAUAAGCAUGUGAGGAACAACCAUGAAACUUCCCGGUCUCACGUCUAUACUCCUGGAGAUUUUGAGGAGUCGGAUGAACAAUUUAGGUCAAUGCCAAGAGGUGGCCGGAAAAGGAAGUUCCCAGUUAUCGAGACACUGUUGAGGAAAAGGGUUUUCCUGCCCAGUGAAUCUGAACUUGAUAUGACCUCGACUGAGGAAAAUGGUAUGGUUAGUCCCAUUAUCUGCUGA